UUGGGUUUUAAUGUAGCAGAUGAUAUGCCUUCGGUCCUGGCAAAACUUCGGGAGACCGGACGCGUUCUUGUGUGUCAGGGAGAGGAAGGUCACUAUAGCCACAUAUGUUUCUCCCGAUGGCAGCAGAUAGCGUUAUUCCGACGCUUUCCCGACGUAGUGAAUGUGGACGGGACACAUGCAACAAACCGCCUUGGAUAUAAACUAUACACAUUCUUGAUAACGGACGGCAUGGGAACCGGGCGUCCGGUUAUGUAUGCGUUCGUAGAGAGCGAGCAGUUUGCUCCCAUGCGUAAACUGUUCGGCUUGUUCAAAGAAAUGAUGGGCGAAGCGUAUCCGGUCAGGACCUUCGUAAUGGACAAGUUGGCGGCGCAAAUGCGUGCGGCAAGAGUAGUGUUCGGCUGUGACAUUAUGCUUUGCUACUUUCACGUCCGCAAAGCCAUCAGGAAGCACACACAUUCUGCGAACAGCCGGCACAUAUUUCACCGCAUGGCUCGCCUGGACAAUGCUGUACAAUUCCGACAAGAUCUACAGCUUCUGCGCCGAACCGAUCCCCGAUUUCUCUCCUAUCUUACGGCUCGCUGGUUGUACAUCACCCGAAAAUGGGCCAUACACGCACAGUCCGGAAUGGUUCAUUUCGUUUGUGGUGCAAACACCCAGAUGCUCCCAGACUGUCGACACCUGUGCUGGAGAAUGCACAUGUCCUUUCUACCAGGCGAUGUGGCUCCCCUGCGUACGCCUGUUCUCUGUAUUUCGAGAUCAGUCCGUUCCGAGCACUUGCUUUCCAAUCCACCAACGAUGACCGUCGGAUUACAACCCACCGGAAAAACGUCGGUUAAGAUCGUUCAGCUGUCUGCAGGCAUCUCUGCAGACGAAACAAAAGACGUGGAAUUCGUCCCGCCUAGUAAGUUGUGUUUACGUUGUAGCACACGUCGUACUGAUUGUCCGGCAAGGCUCCACGUUCGCCGCUACCAUGACUGCUUGAGGGUUACUUCCUACUACCUGGAGCACAACCAUCCACGCAGCAAGUUUAUUUUUGACAAGCUACCCAUCAACCGGCGAUUGAGAAAUCAUGGAUUAAAGGAGUGUUGUACCCUUUUGAAAUACGGUGCUCCGUCAUCGGAGAAUCGGCAGUACGUCGCCGACCACUUUGGAAAGACGUUUCCCGGACGUCUUCACAAACAGCUUGAUCGGUUGGUUGGCAAACUGAAGCUGCUGGAACCGCGUAAGGCUGCUUGGUGCAUGAAGCGUCUGAUUGUCCAAAGCCAGCUGAUGUUGCGUCAAAAUUCAGUUAGUGCACAGGACAGUCAGCCUCUAGUGUUGGAUGGCAACCGCAACCAACCACGGUGGCGUUCGAUGUCAAACGACGCUGCUCCCUGUGGUCUCUGUGGCCAGCCAACUGACCAUAUCACCGUUAUUGUUGCGGCAAUGAGCCCUGCACGCUGUGUGGAGAAAAUCUUCAGGCGCAUCCGCCAGGAUCAUGGCUUUUCUGGAGACUUGGAGACAGAUUCCUGCGGGUUGAAGCUCACAACUAUUGAGUUGUAUGGCGUCACCCGACGGCAGGUGAAUUUGACGGUCCGUGCAGACCGGGAAGCCCGGGAACGUGGAGGGCCGCAGAAUUGGAAGAAACGUCCGCAGGUUGUUCCACUUGAUUCUUCCGGUUCUCGGAUGACGGUCCGUGCAGACCGGGAAGCCCGGGAACGUGGAGGGCCGCAGAAUUGGAAGAAACGUCCGCAGGGGGUUGAUCACCGGGCGGAAGAAUCCUUGCUUGACUGGAUACCUGUUGAUAGUCGCCUCUGUGCGGUUCGUCUGUCAACGUCUUUGAAAGAGUCCCUUAAGCGGAAAGUUCAUAGAUGUUUGUUUGUCGUGUCUGCUUACGCCCCAACUGACUGUAGCUCCAACAUUGUCAAAGACAGGUUUUGUGGCGCCCUCAAUACCCUUCUGCGGCGAGCUAAAAGCUCAGACAUCGUGGUGGUGGCCGGAAAUAUGAAUGCACAAGUGGGUACGCCUAAUGCAUCUGAGACUCAAUUAGGAGGUCGAUAUGGAUUGGACUCGGUAGGACCCGGAUCAAGCCCACUGUCGCCAAUAACCUUGGCGUCGAAUUCUUCUCUUCCUUCGUUUCCGGAGGACAGCACUCCUUCGGCUGAUUCGCGUUCGUUCAUCCCUGUUGUGGUGCCUUCUGCGUUGAUCCUUUGCCUUGCACUCGUGAUAUUCUUUAUUUUAUAUUGCCGCCGCACUCGCGGUCGUGCACUCAAACAGAAAAAGUGUAUGCUUGAUUUGAACAUUUGUGCACAAUACUUCCCGCAGCUGGCAUCCGUCGUCACAAAGCUUGAACUGAAAUCUCAAGGCUGUUUCGGCCAAGUUUGGCAUGGACAGUUCCAGAAGCCUCCUCACGGCUCUUCAGAACUGGGACGCUGUAUGGACGUUGCGGUCAAAGUUUUCCGAGCGGCGCAGAAGGAUAGUUGGAUUACUGAACUCGGUUUGUUCCGUGUCCCGGGCCUGAGCCACCCAAAUAUUUUGAAGUUCAUCGGUGCCGACCAAACUAUGAACAAUUGCUUGGACCCACCUGAAGUCGAAUACUGGCUUGUGACAGAAUAUCAUCAAUUGGGAAGCCUGUACGACUACUUGAAAGCUCACACAAUCCAUUGGACAGAACUGUUGCAAAUCGCUGUUGGUGUUGCUCGUGGCCUGUCCCAUUUGCAUUCAGAAAUCACCAGUGUAGGUGGGAAUACCGUUUUAAUGGAACCGACGAAGCCGAGUAUAGCACAUCGCGAUCUGAAUUCGCGAAACGUGCUUCUCAAAAGCGACAUGUCUGCUUGUAUAGCGGAUUUCGGUCUGGCUAUUCGAUUUGAGCCUGGUCACUUUCCGUCCGAUGCGCAUCCGCAGAUCGAAUUCAGUUCCCUUAUUUUAUUAUCUCAUCGUAAUUUUUCUCAACAGCUUGGUACCCGGCGAUACAUGGCUCCUGAGGUUUUAGAUGGUGCCAUUCAAUUUUCACGUGACGCUUACUUACGAAUAGAUGUGUAUGCUAUGGGACUGGUCUUCUGGGAGCUGAUGUCACGAUGCUAUGGCUCACUGGAGACUCCAAUCGAAGUCGCAGGUACUUACCGUGCCCCGUUCGAAUUGGAGCUCGGACCUGCACCAACCAUUGAAGAGCUUCAGCGUUUUGUUGCUCAGGAGAAACAGCGUCCCAAGUUCAAUCCGAAUUGGUCUCAUAGUCUUUCGAUGUGCACCUUGUGCGAAACGACUGAGGAGUGUUGGGACCAAGAUGCUGAGGCUCGUUUGUCUGCAGGUUGCGUCGCUGAGCGACUUACCACAUUGUCUUCGCAGCCUUGGUCGGGUCCCCAGUUAUACGGACAGGGGUUGCCGACGUCGUCCAAUAUGUUAUCACAUUGUCCUACUUCUCUCCCGGGCCUGACUUUCCGACCUGUGCAACCAGUAUCUGUCGUGCGCACUUCCAAUAGGGUAGGCGUAAGCUCUCCGAUCUCGUUUCCCGUUCCAUCCACGUCCGUUCCUCUGACGACUAGUUACGAUUAUCUCCAUGACCCUAAAUGCCGGGACAUUCAGGAAGGAACUUCCAACGGCUCUUUAUCUCGUCUUUUCCCUGUGACGCGUCCGUCCCUCACAGCAAACGACUGUGAUUAGGGCACUUGUACACAUUUCCCUGUGUCAUUUAUUUUCCAUCGUCUUGCAAUCGUGCAAUCUCUUGUUGGCUUAUCUAAUCGAGCCAUAGUUCUAAACAAGAUAGUUCGCAUUUUAGUAUUAAGGCUAAUCGUGUGCGCCCUCGAAUCGGUUGCUAUUUUACUUCCAAUUCCUGCAGCCUAUUUUUCGUUUACUAUCUUUUGACCAACAUUUUGAGCCCAUCAGCUUAAAGUGACUUGCGUCUUUUCCGUCUCAACUGACGUUGCCUACUGACGUUGGCUACUUAAGCGUUUCCCCAGAUAUUCUUCACCAGUGUACAUAUUUAUCAGAGACAGUCCGGUAGUGCGUUUGUAUUUUCGUCUUGCGCACUGGUUUACUCUCAAUCUCAUCAUAUUUUGCACGAAUCUCUUCAAAUACACUGUUUAGAACAGGCAU
Molecule: messenger RNA, 4071 nt
Organism: Opisthorchis viverrini
Lineage: Eukaryota; Metazoa; Platyhelminthes; Trematoda; Opisthorchiida; Opisthorchiidae
Exons: 15
Coding region: 25-3639 (1204 amino acids)
Biological process (GO): protein phosphorylation; cellular response to growth factor stimulus; activin receptor signaling pathway
Cellular component (GO): plasma membrane; activin receptor complex
Molecular function (GO): ATP binding; activin binding; activin receptor activity
Source: RefSeq, a predicted model, not a curated record